Molecule: messenger RNA, 558 nt
Organism: Neolamprologus brichardi
Lineage: Eukaryota; Metazoa; Chordata; Actinopteri; Cichliformes; Cichlidae
Source: RefSeq, a predicted model, not a curated record
AUGAAGCUUUUUCUCUUCGCAGCAUUUGUAGCAACCCUCAGCUAUUCUUUUUCCUGCUCCAUGCAGACUGCAAGGCUGCUGGCAGCUAUGAAUGCAGGGAUGUUGAAUGGAGGACUCUUAAAUGGAGGACUCUUAAAUGGAGCAAACCCCGGGAUGCUGGUUGGUGGUCUGAAUCCACCCAUUGUUGCUGGCGGUGGAGCAGGCGUUAUAGGGCAGCCCCAGUUUGCUCAGUUUGUUCCUCGAGUUCCUGCUUUUGUCGUUCCAGCUCAGGUCGGCAAUGUGUACCCUUUCCCUGCUGUCCCUGCAGUCAAUGCGUACCAGGUUCCUUUCAUGGGAGUACCCCAAAUGGCACCAAUGAAUGCUCCUCAGCAACCUGCGAUGGGGAACCCUGCUGGUGCUGCUCCACAGCAGCUUCCAGUUCAGCCUGAUCCUCUCGGAAGAUUCAGGCGCCAGAUUAUAAAAGCAGAAAACACCGUGAAGAGUACUGUGGACACUCAGAUUCCUUCUUCCGCUCCUUCUGCAUCACCAACAGCAGCACCCUGCAACAAGGAUAUUUAA